Closterium sp. Yama58-4 is the source of this 2658-nucleotide messenger RNA. The record is from the annotation of a GenBank genome assembly. NCBI's taxonomy places the organism in Eukaryota, Viridiplantae, Streptophyta, Zygnematophyceae, Desmidiales, Closteriaceae.
AUGUCCGGUCGUGCAGCUCGUGAUAGAGGGAAACGUCAACGAAGACGUGAUGGCACGUCAACGCCCGACGUGGAAUCGGGAGAGGAAGACGGUGUUCGUCGUAGUGAUAGGCUAAAAUUGGCCUCCGAGAAGGCGACGACAAACAAGGAGGAGUGCACCACGCCAUCUGAUCCGUUAGUUUUGAAAAUAGCCCCGCACGAUUAUGGCGUGGAGCCGGAGUUUGAGUCGCCGAUGGUAGCCCCGGACGAUCUCAUCGCGAAAAUCACCGGUGGUAAAAAGCUCCCGUUCCAGAAUACACAAGAGUUGUCUAGAGCUACUGCGGGGAAGUUUAAGAAUCCGUUUUUCCCCACGAAUGCAAUUCGCGACCAUCACGGCAUGACGGCCGUGAUCACGAUGGCCGACGCUCUGCACAUCACAGAUGAUCAGCCGAUCAUGCAGCCGCACAUCGAUUUCCAUAAUAUAGUGCUCAACAUCCGCCAGCCAAAGUUGAGCAACGGCAAGAAGUGGCUCGCGUUGGACAGUCAAAGUUACGAGUACUUCUGCUCUCGGGGCAAAAUCGCCAGUGGUGACACUAGGCCGUCGAUCUUCAGCUUCGACUAUCUGGCUAUGCCAAUCUACGGCGGGUUUCAUUUCAGCGUGAUGAUUGUGGUCAAUCCUAGAGUUGUCACCCUCUCGCUCGACGACAACACCGACACCCCCCCCGCGUGGUUGCUGCUGUACGACUCCCUUGGGAUGCAUGCUGUGGGAGACAAUGCAUUCAAGAACAUGACCAACUUGCUCGGCAUGGCCUUCGAGAAAGAGCACGGAAACCGACCUAUAGAAGAGAUGAAGGCGAGGCUCGGGAGAUUCCAGCCACACGUCAUGGAGGCGUGGCAAAUGCCUUUCCAGCAGAACGAUGUUGACUGCGGCAUCUUCGUCUGCCAGUACCUUCAUGCGCUUGUGGAGGCGUGUUUUGAAGGAGCUGAGAACGGGGUGCGGUUUAGCAUGAGCCCGUUGGCGUACCGACGUGGGUUACGGGCGGAUGUAUGCGCUCUUGCAGAAGGGCGGCUGAUCGGCGAGCUUACCGCAGCUGGGCAUGAGAUCCCUCGUGGCAACGAGAUCAGGAAACCGCAUGAGGCUGAGGUGAUUGGCGAUGAGGUGGAAGAUAAGGAGUGGAGAGCGGAGAUGGCCGAACGGAUGCAUAGGCUGGAGGUUCGCAAUGAGGGACAGGCAGUGGCUAUUGCCAAGCUCGAGAGGCAGUUGCGUGAGCUGAUGCUGUCCCGUGCUCCGCAACAUGGCGUUGAAGGUGAGGCUGCAGGGGAGGCACAUGGUAAUGAGGCAGGGGACGGUGGUGCUGGUGAACAGGCGGGUGUGGAAGACAAGGGUAGGGUCAAUGCUGGCACACACGACACAAUGGGAGGGGCACAUGGAGAGGAACCUGUGGCCGCAGGUGCGAGGAGUAACAGUGCGAAAGUGGGGGUGCGUGCUCAGGGUGCUGGGGGCUUGCUGGGUGCUAGCGAGGCCGUGGGUGCUGGCGAGGCCGUGGGGGCUGGCGAGGCCGUGGGUGCUUGCGAGGCCGUGGGUCCUUGCGAGCCCGUGGGUGCUGGCGACGCCGUGGGUGCUGGCGAGGCUGUGGGUGCAGGCGAGGCCGUGGGUGCUGGCGAGGCCGCGGGUACUGGGCAUGGUUUGACAGCCUCGAACGCCGAUGUGGAUUUGGUGUCAGCAUACAGUGCAGGGACAGAGACGACGAGUCGCAAUAACGCGCGUGGUAGAGCUCCUAGCUCAGGCUAUACAGGAGUAAGCAAACGGGAAGGUAAGUGGGCGGCGAAGCUGUGUGUAGAUGGUCCUAGAGGCAAAUUUCUAGCGCUGGGACGGUACACCGACAUCCUGGAAGCCGCAACAGCCUAUGCCGCAGCCGCUCACAUCUGCCGACUGUCCCUCUCCGGCUCAAAGAUGGUGGAGCUGAACGAGGAGGACAGGAGGUGCUUGGAGGGUUUGACGUCGAAAGGGGUUGAGCGGAUUGUGGAUGCCAAGCGGUGGCCGAAGUGGAGGAACUGGCGUGCAGUGCUCAGCAGCAUCCCUGAGCCUUCCACCCCAGCGGCAGCAGGAGCUCACACACAGGCCCCACCUCCCUUUUCCCACCAGCAUCCUGGAGCCACGUUUGGCUACCAUCAGCCACCUUCCGCCUUCGCUGGACACGCCGGUGCGACCCCAAACCAAGGUGGAUGGCAGCCGUACAGCCAGAGCCACCCUCCUCCCAACCUACAUUAUCCAUCCCAGCCAUUUCCAUUCAACCAUAUCCCAAUCCACCCAUUCGGCCAGGUGCAAGCACCUAUUUCUGUACACCCAGUCCGUGCAGUACCCAUUGCUCCCAACCCUGCAGGCCAUACCAUAGCACAGAACACAGCACCCCAUCCGCAUGUCCUACCCACACCACCAGCCGUUGCACCCAGCACGGCACAACAGGGAACAGACCCACACGCCCACCAGGUUCCGCCCUCUGAGGAAAAUGCACAGGCAAGGGUAGCUGGCAUGACAGAUUCCCAGCACAGUCUGAGCAUGCCCACUGCACCCAACGACCCCAACCCCCCCUCGCACGGCUCCGCACUGGCAAGUGAGCCAGCAACAGGGGCAGCAGACGACAUCAUCGAUGCCUUCCUAGGUCAAGCAACGCAGUAA